Messenger RNA from Eremothecium gossypii ATCC 10895, 552 nucleotides. RefSeq names its product protein retrieval receptor (gene RER1). Bases 1 to 552 code for a protein of 183 amino acids. Gene Ontology annotation, biological process: retrograde vesicle-mediated transport, Golgi to endoplasmic reticulum; protein retention in ER lumen. The transcript has a single exon. The record is from RefSeq and is marked provisional. Lineage: Eukaryota; Fungi; Ascomycota; Saccharomycetes; Saccharomycetales; Saccharomycetaceae. Gene Ontology annotation, cellular component: Golgi membrane.
AUGAAUUUCGAAGAGGAAGAAGUCACUACUUCGAACAAGGCCACCUUCUACUUCAACAAGUACAAAACCUUGUACCAGUAUUAUUUGGAUCAGACGACCCCUCAUGUAAGGUAUAGGUGGGCGGGUCUCAUUGUGCUUGUUCUGCUAUUCGUCCUUCGUGUGGUUCUUUAUGAGGGGUGGUAUGUCGUUUGCUAUGGACUAGGAAUCUACCUUCUAAACCAAUUCCUCGCCUUUUUGACGCCGAAGUUUGAUAUGUCUCUACAGCAAGCAGAAAAGAACAACGAGUUGGAAUCUGGGGACAUGGCCGAUGAGUUCAGACCUUUUAUUAGAAGACUGCCGGAGUUUAAGUUUUGGCACAAUUCCAUUAGGGCAACGCUGCUAUCCCACUUCCUCGCAACAUUUUCGGUCUUUGAUAUCCCAGUUUACUGGCCUAUAUUGUUGAUCUACUUUAUUUUGCUGUUUGCCUUGACCAUGAGGAGACAAAUCAACCAUAUGAUUAAGUACAAGUACCUGCCGCUAGACAUUGGUAAGAAGAAGUACUCUCAUAAAUAA